CUCCUCCCCUGAGCCUCCCAGGCGGGCGGGAGCAGAGCCAAAGCAUCCCUAAACCGCACCCGAGCCAAGGCGGGAGAGAGCUGGGGGAGACCGGGGACCCCGGCAUCUGACAUUUUAAUUGCAGGUUUGACUUUUUUCCCAAGAUCGCAGCUCUCCCGCCCAGUCCAGAUAUUUUAUCUCCCUCCGGCCUUGGUUGCUGGAUGAAGCCGGGCCUGGGCUUGGUCCCAGGAGCAGGGGAAGAGCGCGUUCGCGGCCCCGCGCAGUCGCCCCAGGGACCCCCGAGCCCUGCGCACCGGCCAUGGUGUGGCUGAGCCCCGCGCUCCGGUGAGGCGGCGGCGCAGCUGGGAGCCCGGCGGACCCGCCCUGCAGGACGCCUUCCCCCAGGAACGGGUGUCGCCGGACUCCGCGCCCUCCUGCUGGGACUGCGCACCGGGCCCGAGAGGGCGGCGAGCGGUGGCCGCGAUGUUCAGCUGGCUGCGUUCAGAUGACCGCCGCAGGAAGGACCCCGAGGUCUUCCAGACGGUGAGCGAGGGUCUCAAGAAACUCUACAGGACCAAGCUGCUGCCCCUGGAAGAGCACUACCGCUUUCACGAGUUUCACUCCCCCGCCCUGGAGGAUGCUGAUUUCGACAACAAGCCCAUGGUCCUGCUGGUGGGCCAGUACUCCACCGGGAAGACCACCUUCGUCAGGUACCUGCUGGAACAGGAUUUCUCAGGCAUGAGGAUUGGGCCCGAGCCGACCACGGACUCCUUCAUCGCGGUGAUGCACGGAGAGGUGGAGGGUACCAUCCCCGGGAAUGCCCUAGUGGUGGAUCCUAAGAAACCUUUCAGGAAACUGAACGCCUUUGGCAAUGCCUUCUUGAACAGGUUCGUGUGCGCUCAGCUGCCCAACCCCGUGCUGGAGAGCAUCAGUGUCAUCGACACGCCAGGCAUCCUCUCCGGGGAGAAGCAGAGGAUCAGCCGAGGGUACGACUUCGCGGCAGUCCUCGAGUGGUUCGCCGAGCGGGUCGAUCGCAUCAUCCUGCUCUUCGACGCCCACAAGCUGGACAUCUCUGAUGAGUUCUCAGAAGUCAUCAAGGCCCUCAAGAACCACGAGGACAAGAUGCGGGUGGUGCUGAACAAGGCGGACCAGAUUGAGACGCAGCAGCUGAUGCGGGUGUACGGGGCCCUCAUGUGGUCCCUGGGGAAGAUCGUGAACACCCCGGAGGUGAUCCGGGUCUACAUCGGCUCCUUCUGGUCCCACCCCCUUCUCAUCCCAGACAACCGGAAGCUCUUUGAGGCCGAGGAGCAGGACCUGUUCAGAGACAUCCAGAGUCUGCCGCGAAACGCUGCCCUGCGCAAGCUGAACGACCUCAUCAAGAGGGCCAGGCUGGCCAAGGUCCAUGCCUACAUUAUCAGCUCUCUGAAGAAGGAGAUGCCCUCGGUGUUCGGGAAGGACAGCAAGAAGAAGGAGCUGGUGAACAACCUGGCCGAGGUUUAUGGCCAGAUCGAGCGGGAGCACCAGAUCUCACCUGGGGACUUUCCCAACCUGAAGCGGAUGCAGGACCAGCUGCAGGCCCAGGACUUCAGCAAAUUCCAGCCACUGAAAAGCAAGCUGCUGGAGGUGGUGGACGACAUGCUGGCCCAUGACAUUGCCCAGCUCAUGGUGCUGGUACGCCAGGAGGAGACACAGUGGCCCGCCCAGAUAGUGAAGGGCGGAGCAUUUGAGGGCACCCUGCAUGGCCCCUUCGGGCACGGCUAUGGGGAGGGGGCUGGGGAGGGCAUCGAUGAUGCUGAGUGGGUGGUGGCCAGGGACAAACCCAUGUACGAUGAGAUCUUCUACACCCUGUCACCGGUGGAUGGCAAGAUCACGGGCGCCAAUGCCAAGAAGGAGAUGGUGCGCUCCAAGCUGCCCAACAGCGUGCUGGGCAAGAUCUGGAAGCUGGCCGACAUCGACAAGGAUGGCAUGUUGGAUGACGAGGAGUUUGCACUGGCCAACCACCUCAUCAAGGUCAAGCUGGAGGGGCAUGAGCUGCCCAGUGAGCUGCCUGCCCACCUCAUACCCCCAUCCAAGAGGAAAGCCACCGAGUGAUGGGAGGCGGGGAGGUCCAGAGCAGGCAGGUGUUAGAGGAGAUGGGCGAGGCGAUCACAUAACAGACAGACAGACACACAGACACACAGACACACAGA
Molecule: messenger RNA, 2168 nt
Organism: Physeter macrocephalus (sperm whale)
Lineage: Eukaryota; Metazoa; Chordata; Mammalia; Artiodactyla; Physeteridae
Gene: EHD3
Product: EH domain containing 3
Exons: 6
Coding region: 463-2070 (535 amino acids)
Biological process (GO): endocytosis; endosomal transport
Cellular component (GO): cytoplasm; plasma membrane
Molecular function (GO): GTP binding; protein binding; calcium ion binding
Source: RefSeq, a predicted model, not a curated record